Molecule: messenger RNA, 1014 nt
Organism: Sturnus vulgaris (Common starling)
Lineage: Eukaryota; Metazoa; Chordata; Aves; Passeriformes; Sturnidae
Source: RefSeq, a predicted model, not a curated record
AUGGGGCUCCAGGGACCCCACAGCUCCUCCCCAAAUUCUUGGGGACCCUCCCGUCCUCCUGAGGCCCCUCGGGCCCCACAGAGCCCCCAGAGCGCCCCGGAUCCCCCCCCAUUGAUUUUGGGGCCGCCCCAAAACCCCUCGGGCUCCCCGGGACCGCCCCAAGCCACGCCCACUCCGCGCUGGCCACGCCCCCACAGCGCGCACGCCAAUUACGUCACCGCGCCGCUGCGCGGCCACGCCCCCUGCGCCCUCCCACGGCCAUAUGUGGUGUUCGGCCACACCCCCAGAAGGGGCGGGGCCUGGGCGCGGGCGCGCGCGCGGGAUUCGAACGGCGCGCCCGGUAACGGCCGGAAAAGGCGGGAAAAGGAGCCCGGGAUCCACCGGGAGCGGAUUGGGAUUGGGAUCGGGGUCGGCUCCAUGGACACGUUCCAGUCUCCAACCCCCUCCUCCCGCCGGGACAAAGCAGAUGCCGGCGCCGUGUCCGUCACCAUCCCGGCCUCUCCCUUCAUGCAGAAGUUGGGAUUUGGCACCGGAGUCAGCGUGUACCUGAUGAAAAGGUCACCCCAGGGAUUAUCCCGCUCUCCGUGGGCCGUGAAGAAAAUCAAUUCCGGCUGUUCCCAGAGCCAGAGGAGCCUCUUCCAACGGAGACUCCGGGAAGAGGCCCAGAAACUCCGGAAACUGCAGCAUCCCAACAUCGUCGGGUACCGGGCCCUGACGGAGGCUCCUGACGGGAGCCUGUGCCUGGCCAUGGAAUUCGGGGGGGAGAAAUCCCUGAACGAUCUGAUCGAGGAGCGCCGGGAGCAGGGCCUGGGAGCAUUCCCGGCUCCCACCAUCCUGCACGUGGCCCUCAGCAUGGCCAGGGGCCUCCAGUACCUGCACACGGAGCAGCGGCUGCUCCACGGCGACAUCAAAUCCCCCAACGUGGUCGUGCGCGGAGCCUUCGACUCCGUCAAGAUCUGCGACGUCGGAGUCUCCCUGCCCCUGGAUGAGAACCUGGAAGUUCCAGAGCCCUGA